This is a messenger RNA of Dichotomopilus funicola, 1578 nucleotides long. Its product is annotated as plasma-membrane choline transporter-domain-containing protein. Gene Ontology annotation, biological process: transmembrane transport. The record is from RefSeq and is a predicted model, not a curated record. The coding region runs from base 1 to 1578 and encodes 525 amino acids. Gene Ontology annotation, cellular component: plasma membrane. NCBI's taxonomy places the organism in Eukaryota, Fungi, Ascomycota, Sordariomycetes, Sordariales, Chaetomiaceae. Gene Ontology annotation, molecular function: transmembrane transporter activity. The transcript has 3 exons.
AUGGCCAACUACGGCGGCGGCGACGCCGCAAACUAUUACAACCAGCAACAGCCUCCUCCUCCGCCCAACGCGUACUACCAGGGCCAACCUCCGCAGCAGCAGUAUCAGCAGCAGCCGCAGCAGGGCGGCUAUGCCCCCCCGUCGUAUCCCCCGCCAGACCAGAAGGGCGAGCCACCGUCGUAUGAGGAGACGUUCAAGAUUGCGAAGCCCAAGUGGAAUGAUUUGUGGGCGGGAGUGUUGUUUCUGUUGACGGUCGCGGGGUUUGCGGCGGUGUCGGCUAUUUCGAUCAAUGGCUAUGCUUCCACCCGUCGCGAGAACUCCGGCGGCAUCAACGGCCAGCUCAACUCAUUCGGCCUGACGACACACACCAUCUACCUCUUCCUCUGGGUGCUGAUCACCGCCAUCGUGCUGAGCUACUCAUACAUGUGGCUCGCACGCAAGUUCACCAAGCAAUUCAUCUGGAUCACCGGCAUCCUCAACUGCCUACUCGGAUUCGCAACCGCCAUCUACAUGCUCACCCGCCGCUACUACUCCGGCGGCAUCGUGUUCCUGAUCUUCGCCGUCUUCAUGGUCAUCUGCUUCAUCAGCUGGCGCAAGCGCAUCCCCUUCAGCGUGCUGAUGCUGCAAACCUCCAUGCACGUCGCCAAGAAGCACGGGCACGUCUACCUCGUCAGCGCCAUCGGCGGCCUGCUCGGCGCGGCCUUCGCGGCGUGGUAUUCCGUUACGCUGGUCAGCGUGUACGUCAAGUACGAGCCGAGCGAGAACAACCCGGCGUGUCGGACGGGUGCGGGCGGAUGUGGGUCUGGCAAGGUCAUCGGGUUGAUUGUGUUCAUCACGUUUGCGGCGUACUGGAUCUCGGAGUGGCUCAAGAACACGCUGCAUACGACGAUUGCGGGGGUGUAUGGGUCGUGGUACUUUAACUCGCGGAAUUACCCGACGAAGGUUACGCGCGGCGCGCUGAAGCGGGCGUUGACGUACAGCUUUGGGAGUAUUAGUUUGGGCAGUCUGGUGGUGGCGAUUAUCAAUUUCCUGCGGCAGCUGGCCUCGACCGCGCAGUCGCAGGCGUCGGCACAGGGAGAUAUUGUGGGCACGAUCAUGUUCUGCAUUGUCGGGUGUCUGAUUGGGAUUCUGGACUGGGCGGUACAGUUCCUGAACCGGUAUGCCUUUGCGCAUAUUGCGCUGUACGGCAAGGCGUACAUUCCCGCGGCCAAGGACACUUGGAAAAUGAUCAAAGACCGCGGCAUCGACGCCCUAAUCAACGAAUGCCUGAUCGGCCCCGUCCUCGGCAUGGGCGGCACCUUUGUGGGGUACGCCUGCGCGCUGCUAGCCUACGUGUACCUGGUGUUCACAGACCCGGCGUACAACAAGUCGGGCGGGUUCACCCCCGUGGUUGUGGCUUUCGCGUUCUUGAUCGGCCUGCAGAUCUGCAAUGUUUUCACGACGCCGAUCAGCAGCGGGAUUGAUGCGAUUUUCGUGGCGGCUGCGUGGGACCCGGAGGUGAUGAUUCGCGAUCAUCCGGAUUUGUAUCAUCGCAUGGUGCAGGUUUAUCCGCAUGUGCAGCAGGCUAUUCAUGCGUAG